AUGCCUCCAGAAAUAUAUCAAUCAAUGUUAGGUCAACACAAUCAAGUAGAGGUUUCUUUUGUUUGUGGACUGUUGUCUUUCACACCUUGUUGCCUAUUUCCUUGUUGCCUGUUUCCUAACAUCCUCCUCCAGUAGAGAGCUGGCCUGCAUCCCAAAUGACACCAUAUUCCCUAUACAGUGUACUACUUUUGACCCCUGGCCCAUAUGGCUCUGGUCAAAUUAGUGCAUUAUGUAGGGAUUAGGGAGCCAUUCAAGGAGACCACCAUCGUCCCAGUGUCCAAGAAAGACAAGGUGACAUGCCCAAAUGACUAUCGCCCCGUCACACAGACGCUGGUCAUCAUGAAGUGCUUGGAGAUGCUGGUCAUGGCUCACGUCAAGGCCAGCUUGCCAGACACACUGGACCCACUCCAAUUUGAAUACCGCUCCAACAGAUCCAAGGUUCAAUUUCCAUCGCUAUUCACGCGGCUGUAACACAUCUGGACAAGAAGAACACCUAUGUGAGAAUGCAGUUCAUUGACUACAGUUCAGCAUUCAACACUAUUGUUCCCUCCAAGCUUAACACCAAGCUCAGAGCAUCCUCAGUUCUCUGCUGUACUACCUGUUCAGCCACGACCGUGUAGCUUUCCAAGACACCAAGUCAUCAUCAACUUUGCUGACGACACCACAGUUGUAGGCCUGAUAACCAACAAUGACGAGUCAGCCUAUAGGGAGGAGGUAAGUGAACUGGCAUUGUGGUGCCAGGACAACACCAUUCCUUCAACGUCAGCAAAACAAAUGAGUUGAUUGUUGACUCAGGAAGCAGAGGAGGGAACAUGCCGCGAUCCACAUCGUCAGGACUGCAGUAGAGGGAGUCAGCUGUUUUAAGUUCCUUUGAGUCCACAUCACCGAAGACUUGACAUGGACCAACAACAUCACCACUCUUGUCAAGAGGGCGCAGCAGCGUCUCUACUUCCUAAGGCAGCUGAAAAAAUUUGGCAUGCCACCCCCGGUCCUCUCCAAAUACUACCACUGCACCAUCGAGAGCGUCCUGACCGGUUCCAUAAUGGCCUGUUACUGCUCCGUCCACGACCACAAGGCCCUCCAGUGGGUGGUGAAGACGGCCCAGGACAUCACUGGGGCCGUGCUCCCACCCAUCCAGAACAUCACUGGGACCGUGCUCCCACCCAUCCAGGACAUCACUGGGACCCGUUGCUCCACUCCAUCCAGGACAUCACUGGGACCGUGCCUCCCACCCAUCAGUACAUCACUGGACCUGAUCCCAACCAUCCAGGACAUCACUGGGACCGUGCUCUCCACCCAUCCAGGACAUCACUGGGACCGUGCCCCAAACAUCCAGGACAUCACCUGGGACCGUGCUUCACCACCCAUCCAGGCAUCACUGGGACCGUGAUCCCACCCAUCCAGGACAUCACGGGGACCGUGCUCCCACCCAUCCAGGACAUCAAUGGGACAGUGCUCCCAACAUCAGGGACAUCCUGGGAACGUGCUCCCACCCAUCCAGUACACACUGGGACCGUGCUCCCAACCCAUACAGGACAUCACUGGGACCGUGCUCCCAACCCAGCCAGUACAUCACUGGGAACCGUGCUCCCACCCAUCCAGGGGACAUCACUGGGACCGUGCUCCCACCAUCCUGUACAUCAUUGGACCGUGCUCCCACCCAUCCAGGACAUCACUGGGACCGUGCUCCCACCCAUCCAGGACAUCACUGGGACCGUGCUCCCACCCAUCCAGGACAUCUACUUGAAACGGUGCCUGAGGAAAGCGCGCAGCAUCAUCAAGGACCCCACACACCCCAGCCACGAGCUGUUCUCUCCCUCACCAUCAGGCAGAUGGUAUCGGAGCAUGAGGUCUGAUACCAACAGGCUCAGAGACAGUUUCUGUCUACAAGCCAUCAGACUGUUGAACAUUUGAACUGGAUUGAGAAACUGCUCUGAUUCUCCGCACCUUAGCACAAAUGCACUCACUCACACACACACACACGCACACACAUAUACUACUAUUCAUUCUACACACAUCACAACUGCUGCUACCAGACUCUUAUUAUGAUACUGCGCAAUUUAAACACUUGCCCCCCAAUCCUCCCUUCCCCAAAACGUGUAAAUAUUGGACUAUAAAUGGUGCCUUCCUGUAUUAUACUGAUGCUAAAAUGUUUAUUCUACUGAGCCAUUUACUUUAUGUUCCUAUUAUUAUCUUUCAUUACUUCUUAUUGUUGUUACAUUGUCGAGUAAGGAACAUGCAAGUAAGCAUUUCAUUGGACGGUGUAUGCCAUGUGUAUCCCGUAUAUACGACCAAUAAAACAUGACACCUGAAACUUGAUUUGGCCCUGGAGUUUAGUUCAGCUGUGGGGCUAGAAGAACAUAUCCCUUAACAUUUCCUAAAUGAUCUGCUUGUGUUUUGCCCUAGAUGUUCUCUAUCCUAAAGGCUUCUUUGUAAUGUUGCUGUCCACUUCCUUGAGUAAUCGGAGGAUGGCAGCGUUGUGUGUGUGUGUUCUCAUCAGUAUUCUGAACAGAGAAAACCACACCUCCCCUAGGCCUAAUGAGAUUAUAUCUCUCUUUCUCUUUCUCUCUUCCUCCCUUUCUCUCUCCAUCUCUCUUUCUCCAUCCUCCUGUCCCCCCCCCCCCCCUCUCUCUCUCUCUUCCCAUCUCUCCCCCCUUCCUCUCUCUCACCCCUCCCCCUCCCUCCCUCCCUCCCUCCCUCCCUCCCUCCCUCCCUCCCUCCCUCCCUCCCUCUCUUUCUCCAUCCCGUUCUCUUUCUCUCUACCUCUCUCUGUCUCUCCAUCCCUCUCUUCCGCAGGGGCUCUGAAAUCAUACCUCCGUGAGCUUCCAGAGCCACUGAUGACCAGUGAACUUUACGAGGACUGGAUUCAGGCGUCAAAGUGAGUAGAGAUUCCCUUCAUAACCACAGCAUCUCCACUACAGAUAACAGAUCCCUUCAUAACCACAUCAUCUCUACUACAGAUAACAGAUCCCUUCAUAACCACAGCAUCUCCACUACAGAUAACAGAUCCCUUCAUAACCACAGCAUCUCUACUACAGAUAACAGAUCCCUUCAUAACCACAGCAUCUCUACUACAGAUAACAGAUCCUUUUUUAGUUAUGUUAAAGAGCUGGAGAUGACUCUUCUAUUCUAGAAUGACUUUCCUAUUUCUAUGGGGAGAACUCCAUAAAGAAGGGUACAUUACCAUACUGACAGAACAGACGGUGAACCGGUAUCACAAUAAUAGUCAUUAUUAACACAGUGUUUCUCAACCUCCGGUCCGUGGUCCGGCACUGGUCCCUGGGUUGUUGUUUACCGGUCCCUCAGAUGGUUAGCUGACACCAAUUAGCCUCUCAAUGACAAUACACUGUAGCCUGCUGGUCUCCCUGGUAUAAAAUAAUGUUGAGAAAAACACUGCCUUGAGCACAACUCACCCUGAGCACUGUUCACUGCUCUCUUCAUCGUUCAGUAUUCAGGAUAUGGACAAGAGACUACAAGCUCUGCUGGCGGCAUGUGAAAAACUACCAACUGACAACUUCAACAAUUUCAGGUCAGUACCCAUCUCUGCCUCCCUCUCUCUACAAUCUACAUAUACCUACUGCCAGUAGGUAUUAACCCUCCAGUGAGGAUCUGUUUUAUCUGUUUGGGUUGUUGCCAGGCUGAAGUUUCCUCUAAGUUUAGAUCUAGGAUCAGAUUCCCCUCCCCCACUCCUAACCUUAACCAUUAGUGGGGGAAUUGCAAAAGUGAUCCAUGGUCAGCGUCUAGGGUCUUCAACCUACUACAUAGUCAACAUGUUGUUUAUGAGAUGAAUCAGUAGGUUUCUAGUGUAGAUUAUGUUUUAUCUGGGUGUUAUAGUUCUGGGUCUGUGUUGCUAUGUUUACACAGGCAGACCAAUUCUGAUCUUUUAUCACUAAUUGGUAUUUUGACCAAGCAGAUCAGCUCUGAAAAAGAUAUGAUGUGAAAAGAUUUGACGUGAUUGGUCAAAAGACCAAUUAGUGGAAAAAAGAUCAGAAUGGAGCUGACAGUGUAGACGCAGCCUGUGUCUUGGACCUCCUAUCAGGGUUAGAGUCCCUGUGUUCGCUAAAAUAUUGUUAACCAACAGAGACCAUCAGGGAAUGUGUGUGUGUGUGUUUGUGUGUGUGUGUGUGUGUGUGUGUGUGUGCGUGUGCGUGUGUGUGUGAUUUCACAGUAUAGUUCGAAAGCUGAACAAAUAGGCCCUAGUGUUGAGUCAUGCUGAUUUGAACAUAUCAAGUUGUCUUCCUUCUGGGGAGUUUUCCCUGGCCACUGCUGCUGCUUGGUCUUUAUGGUUCCAGGUCUGGUUACUGUGCUGCUGCUUGGUCUUUAUGGUUCCAGGUCUGGUUACUGUGCUGCUGCUUGGUCUUUAUGGUUCCAGGUCUGGUUACUGUGCUGCUGCUUGGUCUUUAUGGUUCCAGGUCUGGUUACUGUGCUGCUGCUUGGUCUUUAUGGUUCCAGGUCUGGUUACUGUGAUGCUGCUUGGUCUUUAGGGUUCCAGGUCUGGUUACUGUGCUGCUGCUUGGUCUUUAUGGUUCCAGGUCUGGUUACUGUGAUGCUGCUUGGUCUUUAUGGUUCCAGGUCUGGUUACUGUGAUGCUGCUUGGUCUUUAUGGUUCCAGGUCUGGUUACUGUGCUGCUGCUUGGUCUUUAUGGUUCCAGGUCUGGUUACUGUGCUGCUGCUUGGUAUUUAUGGUUCCAGGUCUGGUUACUGUGAUGUUGCUUGGUCUUUAUGGUUCCAGGUCUGGAUACUGUAAAGCAUAUGGUGAUAAAUGUUGACUUUAAAAAGGGCUAUAUAAAUACAUUUGAUUGACUGAUUGAUAGACUGAUUGAUUGAAUGAUUUAUAGACUGAUUGAUUGAAUGAUUGAUAGACUGAUUGAUUGAGUGAUUGAUAGACUGAUUGAUUGAGUGAUUGACAGACUGAUUGAUUGAGUGAUUGAUUGAGUGAUUGAUUGACAGACUGAUUGUUUGUGUGUGUAUUUCUCCUCUUCCUAUCAGAUACUUAAUUAAGUUCCUAGCCAAGCUAGGAGAGUAUCAGGACUCCAACAAGAUGACUCCUGGUAACAUGGCUAUAGUUCUGGGUCCCAACCUGCUAUGGACGCACUCCAACGAGAGUGGGUACGUGUCCUGUCCUCCGUUCUCUCUCUCUCUCUCCUCAAAAUACGCUGCUUUAUCAGUAAACAUUUUAUUCAUCUUUUGACAGUCUGCGGAGGGUACUUUGAAAUACUUUAGAUGCAUGUUGUUCACUUUACCCGGUACAAUACUCCUAUCGAAUAGUCCCAAAAGGACAAACUCCCAAGUUAAAUCAGGUGCACCUCAAAUUGUCUUAGUGAUGUGUUUCCUGUCUGACUGAGUGUUUGGUGUCUCCAGGAACAUGACCGAGAUGAUGACCACAGUAUCUCUUCAGAUAGUGGGGAUCAUAGAACCCAUCAUACAGCACGCUGACUGGUUCUUCCCUGGAGGUGAAACACACACAUACCUUUAAACACACACACACUCACACACACACACCAACACACCACACACACACCAACACACACACCACACACACCCAGCACACACCACACCACACACACACACUCACACACACACAUACCUUUAACACCACACACACUCACACACACACACACCAUAACACCACACCUAAUACCUGCAAACACACACCACACCCACACAACCCACCCACAAACACACACUGUCACAUUAAGGAUCCAUGAAGCUACUUGAUUCACUCUCCAAGUCCUCCCCCUCCUAUGAAGAUGGAGUUUUAAUCGAACAGGCUGCUACGGCAGUCCCAUCCACGCCAACCACAACUCUAACUACAGCUCCAUGCCUUCGCCAGACAUGGACCAAUCGGAACGCAAGCUGUCGCACGACCAGGGCAGACGUCCACUCAGUGUUGCCACUGACAACAUGAUGCUGGAAUUCUACAAGAAGGAUGGGUAGGCUGCGGCCUAAGUCACUGCUAUCCACACACUAUCUUAUUCUAUCUCCAUUCCUAUCUACUUGAUUCUCCCUACUCUCACUCUACACACUCACACAAACCCAAACUGUACUUAGGAUCAUGACUAGUCAUCUCUUCUCUCCUUCCGCCUCCUAUAGAGAUUAGUUUUAAUCUGACAGGCUGCUACGGCAGUCCUCUCAGUCACGCUCUAACUCUUCAUGUCUAUACUACAGCAUAUCAAUGCACUCUUCGCCAUAACAGUGGACUCAAUGGAGUCAACGUGUCUCAGACCAGGCAAGAGCCCAACUCGCGUUGCAUCUGACAACAUGAUUCUGGACAUUCUACAAGAAAAUGCGUAGCUGCUGCUACAAGACUCAAGAUCGCUACUCUACCUAACAUACCACACCCAUCACCCAGUUCUAAUCAUUCUCUCUCUCUCGUGUUCUCUGAUAGCGUUCGUCUCUCCAUCUGCAGACUCAUCAAUCUUCUCCUCUCUCUGAAUGUCCACUCUCAUCUUCUGCACUUUGGAAAAUCUCGCGAGAGUCUCAGUCUAUAGGAGCUCGACGCAUGAUCUCUCUCUCGCGCAUGAGUAGGACAGCGAUCCUCGCCGAGAGCACUUCUCCGCGCUCUCUCUCUCGUCGGCGCUCUUCGUCCAUCUCUCGUCUCUCUCGCGAGCUCUCUCUGUCUUCUUCUCAAGGCGCUUCUCCUUUAUCUCUCUCCUCACUCUCGGCUCUCUUCUCUCUUGUCUUCUGAUCUCUCUCUCCUCUCUCUCUCUCUCUCUUCUCCUCUCUUUCUCUCUCUCUGUUCUCAUGCAGCAUCAAAACCCACAUGAUGCCACCCACUCCUUCUCUUCUCUCUGUUGGUCUUAUAAAGUAUUGAGCCAGAAGCUUGAGGAACAGAUUGCUAGUUUGUUAAAGACACAUGACUCAGGCAGAGUAUUUACAUAAUGCAGUAGAUCUUUAAAGGUUUAAUGAAGCAUCUAUGAAAAGGAAAUACAUUCUACAAAAGGAGUUAUAAGGUCUAUGAUCAUCUAUGAAGGUCUUAUGAAGGGUUUAUGAAGGCUUCUUAAAGGGCAAUUCUCCAGCACCAAACCAGUGUCUACAUAUGUGAAAACAGUGUGUCUCUAUGAUCUGUGGUUAAAAAGAUGACAAGACAGGCACUACAACAAGGCUUCUUUGUGUCAUCACAGGGUAGGGUUAAAGUAAAAAAUACAGUGAUGUUCUUGCUCCCCACGUCACCGCGAAUCUCAAAGUGUUUGAAAAUCUUUUUUUUUAAACUUUUUUAAAACUUUUGAUGAUGUCAACUUAGAAAUGAGCCGUUUUCAAAUACAGUGUAUGUUGACACUGGUUUUGUGUUGGAGAUAAUGAACAUGAGGUUGAAAAGUGGUGGAUUGCCCUUUAAGUGGUUGUUCAUCUACAUUGCUCUGAUUUAGAGCUCUCAGUAGAACACAGAAGGAGGGUAGAUAUCUGCCCUGUCAAAUAUCCUCUCAUCCAAAUAGCUGCCAGCUUUACCAGUCCUCAUCUAGAGGGGAGGGAUACCCUGGGAAUGCAAACACACCUUAUUUAAAUAGUCCACACACAUCUUUUUUAAAUAGUCCCGGCCCGGUGAAUGGCACCAUCGCCGUCUCUAUGGCAACACGGCAGCAGUGAUAGAGGCUGCUUCUAGUUGCUUCUUCGCAUUCUCCUGAGAUCUACACACACACACACAAACGCACUCACACCAUGCACACACACACACCAUGAACGCACACACACACACACAAACUCACACCAUGCACGCACACACACACCCACGCCUGGCCUAUCCUUCUCAGUCUGGGACGUCACCUGCCCUCCCUGACUCACCAGGUGGAAAAUCACUGGCAGGCAUGCCAAGAUCCUCCCUCACAGAAAUAGUCUCGGAAAACCAGACCUUGGAGCAACGUUGGAGCAAUGGCACCAGGUCUGGGCAGAAUGUCAGAUUCUCUCUGACGUUUAGAAAGGGGAAAAUAGACAGACGACUCUCCCAACGAAUCACAAGUUUGGGUAGGCGGAGCUUAAAAUGUGGGCGGGAGUUGUGCUAAUGUUUAGCUAGGGCAACAAGUGGAUACAGCAGUGACGUCACCGCUGACCCGCUUCUAUUUACUAUUCGACAUCUCUGAUGGCGGAACUUCUACAGACGUGUAAACCGGAACAUUGGAACAUUGAGGGAGGCAACCCGUCUGUCCAGAGAGACCAGAGAGACUAUCACAGAGACUAUCACUAGAUUUACUCUUUCACAUUGAAAUAUCGUUUUCUCACCACACACUUAAACCCCAAACAGUUUUCCCAUGUGAGACACUGGUAGAAAAGAUAGUUGUUAUCCAUUUAGGAUAAUGACCAGUUUUGUAACUGUGGCGUAUCAAAGGCAGGCUAUUGUUACUGUGCUGGACUGAGGAGAGCUGUGAGGAUGUCUUUGUCUUUGCGUGUGAGUCCACUCCAGAGAACUUAGCUUGGCUUAAUUACUGUAUUAACUAACGAGGCACUAAUUUCCUCUUGGUAGGACAGUGCAGGCUACUCAUUUGGUCGGGCAUGUCCCAAUACUUCUGAAACCCUCUCUACCCUGUCACUGUGGAUCUCAUCCCCCCGAAUACAGACAACACUGUAGCCCUGUAACUCAGGGGACUAUGUAGCUCCCUAACCCUCUAUGUAGCUCCCUAACACUCUAUGUAGCUCCCUAACCCUCUAUGUAGCUCCCUAACCCUCUAUGUAGCUCCCUAACCCUCUAUGUAGCUCCCUAACCCUCUAUGUAGCUCCCUAACCCUCUAUGUAUAUGUAGCUCCCUAACUCUCUAUGUAGCUCCCUAACCCUCUAUGUAGCUCCCUAACCCUCUAUGUAGCUCCCUAGCCCUCUAUGUAGCCCCCUAACCCUCUAUGUAGCUCCCUAUCUCUCUAUGUAGCUCCCUAACCCUCUAUGUAGCUCCCUAACCCUCUAUGUAGCUCCCUAACCCUCUAUGUAGCUCCCUAACCCUUUAUGUAGCCCCCUAACCCUCUAUGUAGCUCCCUAACCCUCUAUGUAGCUCCCUAACCCUCUAUGUAGCUCCCUAACCCUCUAUGUAGCUGCCUAACCCUCUAUGUAGCUCCCUAGCCCUCUAUGUAGCGCCCUAACCCUCUAUGUAGCUCCCUAACCCUUUAUGUAGCCCCCUAACCCUCUAUGUAGCUCCCUAACCCUCUAUGUAGCUCCCUAACCCUGUAUGUAGCUCCCUAACCCUCUAUGUAGCUCCCUUGCCCUCUCCACUAGCCUCUGUGUAUGAAUAGAAAGUGAGCGGAAUGUGUCUCUUACGUGCCUCUCGUCUCUUUGCCCCGUCAAAGCAGCAUAAGGAAAAUACAAAGGUACUGUAUGGUUCCUCCUCUAGUCCUGACCUCCUCCUCUGGUCCCGACCUCCUCCUCUAGUCCUGACCUCCUCCUCUAGUCCUGACCUCCUCCUCUAGUCCUGACAUCCUCUUCUAGUCCUGACAUCCUCCUCUAGUCCUGACCUCCUCCUCUAGUCCCCUGACCUCCUCCUCUACACCUGACCUCGUCCUCUAGUCCUGACCUCCUUCUCUAGUCCUGACCUCCUCCUCUAGUCCCCUGACCUCCUUCUGUAGUCCCCUGACCUCCUCUUCUAGUCCUGACCUCCUCCUCUAGUCCCCUGACCUGCUCCUCUAGUCCUGACCUCAUCCUCUAGUCCCCUACCCUCCUUCUGUAGUCCCCUGACCUCCCUCUCUAGUCCUGACCUCCUCCUAUAGUCUUGACCUCCUCCUCUAGUCCUGACCUCCUCCUCUAGUCUUGAACUCCUCCUCUAGUCCCCUGACCUCCUCCUAUAGUCUUGACCUCCUCCUCUAGUCCUGACCUCCUCCUCUAGUCCUGACCUCCUACUCAAGUCAUGACCUCCUCCUCUAUUCCUGACCUCCUCCUCUAGUCCCCUGACCUGCUCCUCUAGUCCUGACCUCAUCCUCUAGUCCCCUGACCUCCUCUUCUAGUCCCCUGACCUCCUCUAGUCUUGACCUCCUCCUCUAGUCCUGACCUCCUCCUCUAGUCCUGACCUCCUCCUCUAGUGCUGACCUCCUCCUCUAGUCCUGACAUCCUCUUCUAGUCCUGACCUCCUCCUCUAGUCCUGACCUCCUCCUCUAGUCCCCUGACCUCCUCCUCUACACCUGACCUCCUCCUCUAGUCCUGACCUCCUCCUCUAGUCCUGACCUCCUACUCUAGUCCCCUGACCUCCUUCUGUAGUCCCCUGACCUCCUCUUCUAGUCCUGACCUCCUCCUCUAGUCCCCUGACCUGCUCCUCUAGUCCUGAUCUCAUCCUCUAGUCCCCUGACCUCCUUCUGUAGUCCCCUGACCUCCCUCUCUAGUCCUGACCUCCUCCUAUAGUCUUGACCUCCUCCUCUAGUCCUGACCUCCUCCCCUAGUCUUGAACUCCUCCUCUAGUCCCCUGACCUCCUUCUGUAGUCCCCUGACCUCCCUCUCUAGUCCUGACCUCCUCCUAUAGUCUUGACCUCCUCCUCUAGUCCUGACCUCCUUCUGUAGUCCCCUGACCUCCUCCUCUAGUCCUGACCUCCUACUCUAGUCCCCUGACCUCCUUCUGUAGUCCCCUGACCUCCUCUUCUAGUCCUGACCUCCUCCUCUAGUCCUGACCUGCUCCUCUAGUCCUGAUCUCAUCCUCUAGUCCCCUGACCUCCUUCUGUAGUCCCCUGACCUCCCUCUCUAGUCCUGACCUCCUCCUAUAGUCUUGACCUCCUUCUCUAGUCCUGACCUCCUCCCCUAGUCUUGAACUCCUCCUCUAGUCCCCUGACCUCCUCCUCUAGUCUUGACCUCCUCCUCUUUGUCCUGACCUCCUCCUCUAGUCCUGACCUCCUCCUCUAGUCCUGACCUCCUCCUCUAGUCAUGACCUCCUCUUCUAUUCCUGACCUCCUCCUCUAGUCCCCUGACCUGCUCCUCUAGUCCUGACCUCAUCCUCUAGUCCCCUGACCUCCUCUUCUAGUCCCCUGACCUCCUCUAGUCUUGACCUCCUCCUCUAGUCCUGACCUCCUCCUCUAGUCCUGACCUCCUCCUCUAGUCAUGACCUCCUCUUUUAUUCCUGACCUCCUCCUCUAGUCCUGACCUCCUCCUCUAGUCCUGUCCUCCUCCUCUAGUCCCCUGACCUCCUUCUGUAGUCCCCUGACCUCCUCUUCUAGUCCUGACCUCCUCCUCUAGUCCCCUGACCUGCUCCUCUAGUCCUGAUCUCAUCCUCUAGUCCCCUGACCUCCUUCUGUAGUCCCCUGACCUCCCUCUCUAGUCCUGACAUCCUCCUAUAGUCUUGACCUCCUCCUCUAGUCCUGACCUCCUCCUCUAGUCUUGAACUCCUCCUCUAGUCCCCUGACCUCCUCCUCUAGUCUUGACCUCCUCCUCUAGUCCUGACCUCCUCCUCUAGUCCUGACCUCCUACUCUAGUCAUGACCUCCUUUUCUAUUCCUGACCUCCUCCUCUAGUCCCCUGACCUGCUCCUCUAGUCCUGACCUCAUCCUCUAGUCCCCUGACCUCCUCUUCUAGUCCCCUGACCUCCUCUAGUCAUGACCUCCUCCUCUAGUCCCCUGACCUCCUCCACUAGUCCCCUGACCUCCUCCUCUAGUCCCCUGACCUCCUCCUCAAGUACCCUGAACUCCUCAUCUAGUCCUGACCUCCUCCUCUAGUCCUGACCUCCUCCUCCAGUCCCAUGACCUCCUCCUCCAGUCCCCUGACCUCCUCCUCUAGUCCUGACCUCCUCUAGUCCUGACCUCCUCCAGUCCCCUGACCUCCUCCUCCAGUCCCCUGACCUCCUCCUCCAGUUUCCUGACCUCCUCCUCUAGUCCUGACUUCCUCCAGUCCCCUGACCUCCUCUUCUAGUCCCAUGACGUCCUCCUCUAGUCCUAACCUCCUCCAGUGUCUGACCUCCUCCUCCAGUCCCCUGACCUCUUUCUCUAGUCCCCUGACCUCCUCCAGUCCCCUGACCUCCUCUUCUAGUCCCCUGACGUCCUCCUCUCACCUCUCUUUUUCUCUCUAUUUCUCUACAGUUUGUUUAGUUUUUCAAUCGUCUCGUCUGACUGUCUCUUGUUUUAUGUGUCUCUGUCUCUCCCAGUAUGGGUGUCCGGGUGAUGGACACGUCCUGGGUGUCUCGUAAGGGUUCGUCCACCCUGGCCCGUAAGGCCUCGUCCACCCCUCCCAGCGUCCAGGGUCCUGGCUCCCCUGCUGACCACUCCCUCAUCCUGGAGCAGCCUGGAGAGCUGACCCAGUCCCCCUCACCCCCUCCUCCACCUGGGGAAAGGGACCGGAUCGGGUAAGUCCCCACCACCACCACCACCACCAUGGAGGAUUCCUCCUCUCCACCUUCCUCCCCUCUUCAUCAUUGUCACCAUCAUCAUCAUCAUCUUCACCAGCUCUCCAUGACUUGUCUUGAAGUUUGUGCGGUUGUUGUUGUUGUUGUCGUUUAACUUGUGCUGUUAUGUGUCUCACAGACUUCUUUAUCUCGUCUCUGCUCAUCUCUAACAUGAUUUGGGGUUCUUUCCUGUUUGCCUAUUUCUCCUCAUCCUCUAUCCCUCCACUUCACCGUUGUUGUUUAGUCUGUUAGCUUUAUGUCACUGUGGGAGAUUAUAAAGAGGGCCUAGCUAACGUUCCUUCAGUUUCUAGAGGGUACACUAUGGUUUAUAGCCCACGUCAAGUUUUCAUAAACACUUUAUUUGAAGUACAUACGAAUACGUUUUCUUUACUUAAAUGUCACAUCAUAUAAUUUCACUCCACAAGUCUCUGAGAGCAUGUCAUUAUUCAAACUGAUCCCAGUGACGUGGUAUGGCUUGAGUUCAACCUGAUCCCAGUGAUGUGGCGUGGCUUGAGUUCAACCUGAUCCCUGUGACGUGGCGUGGCUUGAGUUGACCUCUGUUGCCAUGGUUACUUUUUUUUCUGCUGACACACACUGAGUGACUUUGACCGUUUUGAUUUCUACUCUCAUCUUAAACCGCACCAGUUAUUAAUAUAAUCCAUCCCAGUUAAUAUCACAUUAAAGUGGCAAUCUGAGGUUGAUACAUCAAUUUUGUUAUUGUUUGAACCCCAGAUUGCCCCUUUAAUAAUGGCUGCAUCCAUGUGAAAUGUUGCUCCUGUGUUGCAGAAAGGCUGUUUAUAAGAUACAGUGAGGGAAAAAAGUAUUUGAUCCCCUGCUGAUUUUGUACGUUUGCCCACUGACAAAGAAAUGAUCAGUCUAUAAUUUUAAUGGUAGGUUUAUUUGAACAGUGAGAGACAGAAUAGCAACAAAAAAAUCCAGAAAAAUGCAUGUCAAAAAUGUUAUAAAUUGAUUUGCAUUUUAAUGAGGGAAAUAAGUAUUUGACCCCCUCAGGCUCCCAGGUGUCUUUUAUACAGGUAACGAGCUGAGAUUAAGAGCACACUCUUAAAGGGAGUGCUCCUAAUCUCAGCUUGUUACCUGUGUAAAAGACACCUGUCCACAGAAGAAAUCAAUCAAUCAGAUUCCAAACUCUCCACCAUGGCCAAGACCAAAGAGCUCUCCAAGGAUGUCAGGGACAAGAUUGUAGACCUACACAAGGCUGGAAUGGGCUACAAGACCAUCGCCAAGCAGCUUGGUGAGAAGGUGACAACAGUUGGUGCGAUUAUUCGCAAAUGGAAGAAACACAAAAUAACUGUCAAUCUCCCUCGGCCUGGGGCUCCAUGCAAGAUCUCACCUCAUGGAGUUGCAAUGAUCAUGAGAACGGUGAGGAAUCAGCUCAGAACUACACGGGAGGAUCUUGUCAAUGAUCUCAAGGCAGCUGGGACCAUAGUCACCAAGAAAUCAAUUGGUAACACACUACGCCGUGAAGUACUGAAAUCCUGCAGCGCCCGCAAGGUCCCCCUGCUCAAGAAAGCACAUAUACAGGCCCGUCUGAAGUUUGCCAAUGAACAUCUGAAUGAUUCAGAGGAGAACUGGGUGAAAGUGUUGUGGUCAGAUGAGACCAAAAUCGAGCUCUUUGGCAUCAACUCAACUCGCUGUGUUUGGAGGAGGAGAAAUGCUGCCUAUGACCCCAAGAACACCAUCCCCACCGUCAAACAUGGAGGUGGAAACAUUAUGCUUUGGGGGUGUUUUUCUGCUAAGGGGACAGGACAACUUCACCGCAUCAAAGGGACGAUGGACAGGGCCAUGUACCAUCCAAUCUUGGGUGAGAACCUCCUUCCCUCAGCCAGGGCAUUGAAAAUGGGUUGUGGAUGGGUAUUCCAGCAUGACAAUGACCCAAAACACACGGCCAAGGCAACAAAGGAGUGGCUCAAGAAGAAGCCCAUUAAGGUCCUGGAGUAGCCUAGCCAGUCUCCAGACCUUAAUCCCAUAGAAAAUCUGUGGAGGGAGCUGAAGGUUCGAGUUGCCAAAUGUCAGCCUCAAAACCUUAAUGACUUGGAGAAGAUCUGCAAAGAGGAGUGGGACAAAAUCCCUCCUGAGAUGUGUGCAAACUUGGUGGCCAACUACAAGAAACGUCUGACCUCUGUGAUUGCCAACAAGGGUUUUGCCACCAGGUACUAAGUCAUGUUUUGCAGAGGGGUCAAAUACUUAUUUCCCUCAUUAAAAUGCAAAUCAAUUUAUAACAUUUUUGACAUGCGUUUUUCUGCAUUUUUUUGUUGUUAUUCUGUCUCUCACUGUUCAAAUAAACCUACCAUUAAAAUUAUAGACUGAUCAUGUCUUUGUCAGUGGGCAAACGUACAAAAUCAGCAGGGGAUCAAAUACUUUUUUCCCUCACUGUAUGCUUGGUUCUGGCUUGUGACUGGCUUAUUCUCCUCCAGCUCUGUUGCUCUAUCAGCCAAUGAGAUGAAAGGGUUUUGUGUCCAUCUCACACUGCACUGGGCUGGCUGAGGGAACUCUAUAACAUUAUAGGUAUAAUUUUUUUGCGCAAGUCUUCCAUUGACAAUGAUUUACUCAAAAGUCAAGAGUGGGCCCGUAUUCAUGAAGCGUUUCAGAGUAGAAGUGCUGAUGUAGGAUCAGUUUAGCCUUUUAGCUCGUAAUGAAGAUUAUUACAUGGACAGGGUGGGACCUGAUCCUAGAUCAGCACUCCUACUAAGAGACGCGUUCUGAAACAAACAUAAAGGCCAAUGUUAGGCUACUACGUACUGUAGAGGUCAAAGGGUCAAAGACAACUGGGUUAUCCUACCUUCUAGUUAGUUAAAGACUGUUUCACCAUGACUAGCCUCUUGCAGUGUGAAGACACAAGUUGAUCCCAGAGGGAGUUUUACAGGCUCCACAGCAGCCCUGUUUUCUUUCUGUCCCUUCCCUUUGGGAAUCCAUUUUGCUUUUUGCUUUGCUGUUCUUUCUGCUUGUUGAUUCUCUUCACAAAGCUGACUGCAGUCUGUGUGCUAAGUUUGGUUCACUCCCCGCCGCCCGCUUGCCUUCUCCACACCAGAAAACAAAAGCUGAUUUUUAAGUUUAGCUCUGGAUUAGACACUAACUAACUACCAACCUCACUACCACCACAGUAAUCACAACAAGAUAACCGUCUAGCACCACCACCACCACCACCACCACCACCACCACCACCACCUGUCUCCCUCCCUCUGUUCAACUACAGCUCUUUCUUCUUUGUGCUGUUCUGUUCUUUAUAUAUCUACAGCUCAGACGACGUGUCGCCCAAUCGGCCGGACUCCUCUCAUGUCUACCCUCCCCCCGGGCCAGGGGAGGAGCGGCUGCCCCCUCCCUACCCCACCUCCACCCUACCCCAUCCCGCCACCCACCACUUUUACCCCCACCCCAAAAUCCUACCCUGCGCACGCCCCGUGGCCCCAGGGCCAGAGUCCCAGCCCCCCGGCUCCCCUCCUCUCCCGCUGCGCUGGUCUGGCUUCACCCCCCCUCUCCCGCCUCCCACCUCCUCCUCUUCCUCCUCCUCUUCCUCGCUUGACAUCAACUCGAACCCCAAACCCAGCUGCCUGCAUUUCCCCUCCAAACACGCCCUCCCGCACGGCCACCCGCUGCCAGGUGACAUGUCGCUGCCGCCGCAUGCUCCCCCGCCCCCCGAUAUGGGUAAAGCCUCGCCCCUCUACAUGAAAACCCCCCUGGUACUGGCCCGUCAUGACCUGUCCCUGGGCAUGAGCAUGGGCAACCCCCCUAGCCUGCUGUCAUCCGCCCCCCCGCUGUGGGCUACCUGUCCCUGUGCCAGAGAGAGAGGACUCCCCAGGCUGACUAGGUAAAUACAAUGCCUGCCUGCCUGCCUGCCAGUCUGCCCUGCGCACUGCGCCUGCCCUGCCAACCUACUGCCUGCCUGCCCUGACACUGAGACAGACAUACAGACAGGCAAACAGAUGCAGGCGGGUAUGGAUACACCACCCACUACACCACAGAGAGAGAGAGAGCAGAGAGAGAGAGCAGAGAGAGAGAGCAGAAAGAGAAAGCCUACCAGCUUUUUUCCCCAGGUGGCCAAAUGUCCUGUCCAUGUCCUUUAUCUUGCUGACUCAUAUUUUUGUGUUUUUGCUGGUCUCCAAUCCCAUAUCUCAGAAUCUGUAACAUUCAUGUUGCCGGGGGAUGUCUCUCCAGGGGGUGCCUAGCAACUGAGGAUGUUACUGCCUUUUGCAGAGAGUGCAGUAGAGGCUGGUGUAGAAUAGAAAAUAAAUAAAAACAUGAAUAACACUGCAUAUGGUUUUCUACAAGCAUAUUAAUGUAUUGCUAAUGUAGUUUACUAAAUCGUAGCGAAGGUUUUCCUGGUCAACAGAUACACAACUUUUGGAGAUUCCAAACUCAUAAUUGUUUACUAUAUCAAGUCAAUCAAAAACCAGGAAGUCAAUCAGAAGACCAGGAAAUCAAUCAGAAGAUCAGGAAGGCAAUCAGAAGACCAGGAAGUAAAUCAGAAAACCAGGAAGUAAAUCACAAGACCAGGAAGUCAAUCAGAAGAUCAGGAAGUCAAUCAGAAGAUUAGGAAGUCAAUCAGAAAAUCAGGAAGUAAAUCAUAAGACCAGGAAGUCAAUCAGAAGACCAGAGCUGUGUUCGAAUACCCAUACUAACAUACUGUAUACUACAUACUUAAUGAGUAUAUACUACAUACUAUAUACUAUUAGUUCAUGUUAGUAUACUGUAAACGAACGGUAUCCUUUCAGUUGAGCGUACUAGCGCUUCACCUGUUUACCGGAAGUUGAUGCUGUUGCUAUGCAACCUCUUGCUAGCUUGUUAGCAUAACAAAUGACUAGUUAGACAUUUUACGAUUUCGGGUGUGUUCGUAAAUUCAAUCUGGAGUGCCAGAGUGCGCUCAGAGUGCGCAAAUCCAGAACGUUGUCACACUGGAUGCUCUGACGAGGAGUAGGGUUGAUCCGAGCCUUCUGACCUCAUAACGGCAGUCAAGCAGCCAAGCUAACGUUGGCUAGCUUGCUAGCUACUUCCAGACACAAAUAAGAGAACACCUCACUCUGACCAUUUUACUCGCCCUAGCAGAGCUGGUUAGGCUGUUUAUAUGUUAUCCAGAGCGUUGGUGACUGUAACUGUGCUGCUGGCAACAAUUUAAUUACAAUUGUUUUGCCAAUGUUCAACGGGUGUUGAGUGUUCAUAAAUCCAUCAGUUAUUCUGCGCUCUGGCACACUCAGAAGAGAGUGCUAUGAAACCAGAAUUAACAAUGUCCAUUGAGAACGCACAAUGACUAUACCACAUAGCUAAGAAUGACGUGAAUAAUCAAAUCAAUAAACGUUGGGUAGUUAGUUAGAUAGCAUAUAGUUAAUAUACUGCCUGGCAAGUUUAAUGUAUUAGUAGCCAACUAACGUUAGGUAACUAGCUAACAUACCGGUACAUACUGCUGUAAUGCUAUGCGGUUCGUAAGGAUAGCGUAGCUAACAAAUUGUCAGCCAACAUAACGUGUAACGUAACUUAUUUGAAAAGUCAUUACUUUAUUUAAUUCCUCAACAUUUUCUUAACAUUUGUCAUAAUUAGUUAAAGCAAUAAAUUUGUAUCCGCUCUCGUCGGACUUCAGCUGCAUAUUUUCCGCCAUUUUCUUCAAAUCUGAUAGCGUUGUGAAGCCACGUCCAUUUUCUGAAGAAUUGCAUAAUGGGCAUACUAACUACUGUAUCCAUACUAUGACCAAUAAGCAUACUACAUACUCAAUUUACGUCACAAAUAGUAUGGUUAGUGCGGUUAGUAUGAGUAUUCGAACACAGCUCAGGACUUAUUUCUGGGGAAUAGAAGACCCAAAUCUUGUGCUCAAGUGAUGUCUCUUGUGAUCCACAGUCACCAUCCAAUAACCUGGGAAUGGGGAGUUCAGGCUCAGCAAUCCACAGUCACCAUCCAAUGACCUGGGAAUGGGGAGUUCAGGCUCAGCAAUCCACAGUUACCAUCCAAUGACCUGGGAAUGGGGAGUUCAGGCUCAGCAAUCCACAGUCACCAUCCAAUGACCUGGGAAUGGGGAGUUCAGGCUCAGCAAUCCACAGUUACCAUCCAAUGACCUGGGAAUGGGGAGUUCAGGCUCAGCAAUCCACAGUCACCAUCCUGUCCUCCAAAUACAGCAGCACACCUAUAACAGGACUAUAUUGCACAACAGAUUAUAUUUCAAGACUCUCAGCUAGAACCACGGUGGUUGAAUGAAUUUCACAAUUUAACACAACUAUUCUAUAACAGCACUAUUUAAUAAUAGCACUAUUAUAAAAAAAUACUAUUUAAUAAUAUAACUAUUCUGUAACAGGACUAUUUAAUAAUAGCACUAUUCUAUAACAGGACUAUUUCAUAAUAGGACUAUUCUAUAAAAAUACUGUUUAAUAAUAGCACUAUUCUAUAACAGGACUAUUUAAUAAUAGUACUAUUCUAUAACAUGACUAUUUCAUAAUAGCACUAUUCUAAAACAGGACUACUUCAUAAUAGCAUUAUUCUAUAACAGCACUAUUUCAUAAUAUAACUAUUAUUUAAAAAAAUACUAUUUAAUAAUAUAACUAUUCUGUAACAGGACUAUUUCAUAAUAGCACUAUUCUAUAAAAAUACUAUUUCAUAAUAGCACUAUUCUAUAACAGGACUAUUUCAUAAUAGAACUAUUCUGUAAAAAUACUAUUUAAUAACAGCACUAUUCUAUAACAGGACUAUUUCAUAAUAGAACUAUUCUAUAAAAAUACUAUUUCAUAAUAUGACUAUUCUAUAACAUGACUAUUUCAUAAUAGCACUAUUCUAUAACAGGACUAUUUCAUAAUAGCACUAUUCUAUAAAAAUACUGUUUAAUAAUAGCACUAUUCUAUAACAGGACUAUUUAAUAAUAGUACUAUUCUAUAACAUGACUAUUUCAUAAUAGCACUAUUCUAAAACAGGACUACUUCAUAAUAGCAUUAUUCUAUAACAGGACUAUUUCAUAAUAUCACUAUUCUAUAAAAAUACUAUUUAAUAAUAGCACUAUUCUAUAACAGGACUAUUUCAUAAUAGCACUAUUCUAUAAAAAUACUAUUUAAUAAUAGCACGAUUCUAUAACAGGACUAUUUAAUAAUAGCACUAUUCUAUAAAAUACUGUUUAAUUAUAUAACUAUUCUAUAACAUUACUAUUUCAUAAUAUCACUAUUCUAUAACAGGACUAUUUAAUAAUAGCACUAUUCUAUAAAAUACUAUUUAAUAAUAUAAUUAUUCUAUAACAUGACUAUUUCAUAAUAGCACUAUUCUAUAACAGGACUAUUUAAUAAUAACACUAUUCUAUAACAGGACUAUUUAAUAAUAACACUAUUCUAUAACAUGACUAUUUCAAGACUUUGUCAUCUUCUGUAUAGCAGGUAGACUAACCUGGCUGUUGACUUGUAUUUCCCCCUUCUCUGUUUCUGGCAGUUUCUCUCCAGUCUCCAAAAUCAAAUCAAAUCAAAUUGUAUUUGUCACAUGUGCAGAAUACAACUGGUGUAGACUUUACCAUGAAAUGCUUACUUACGAGCCCUUUCCCAACAAUGCAGAGUUUAUGAUGAAGUAUCAGUACCAGAUCGAUGUGCAGAGGUACCAGGUAUUUGAGGUAGAUAUGUACAUGAAGACAGGGUAAAGUGACUGGGCAUCAGGAUAGAUAAUAAUAAGGUAUUUGAGGUAGAUAUGUACAUGAAGGCAGGGUAAAGUGACUGGGCAUCAGGAUAGAUAAUAAUAAGGUAUUUGAUGUAUUUGAGGUAGCUAUGUACAUGAAGGCAGGGUAAAGUGACUAGGCAUCAGGAUAGAUAAUAAUAAGGUAUUUGAUGUAUUUGAGGUAGCUAUGUACAUGAAGGCUGGGUAAAGUGACUAGGCAUCAGGAUAGAUAAUAAUAAGAGUAAAAUAAAGAACAGAGUAGCAGCAGCAUGUGAUGAGUGUAAUAGUGUGUGUGUGUAUGUGUGUUUGUGUUGUGUCAGUAUGUGUGUGUGUGUUAUGUGUGUGUGUGUGCAUAUGUAGUGUAUGUGAAUGUGUGUGGGUUUUGUGUGGGAGUGUCAAUGGAGAGUGUGAGUGUGUAUAUAUAGUCUAGUGAGUGUGCAUCAUGUCAGUGCAAGAUAGGGUCAGUGCAGAUAAUUUGGGUAACCAUUAAUUGACUAUUUAUCAGUGUCCAGUGUCCAGUGUCCAGUGUCCAGUGUUCCAGUAGAGUCAACACCACUAGACAUGGCAGGGCAUCAGGAGCCAUUAUACCAAUUAUAUAGAUGUCAUAGUCUCAAAUGGCACCCUAUUCCCUACACAGUGCACUACUUUGGACAAGGGUCAUAGAGCUCAGGUCAAAAGUAGUGCACUAUAUUGUGAAUAGGGUGCCAUUUGGGACGUAGACUAUGUCAGUGUUUCAGAAGCAGCCUGGACGUUCCCUUCCCCCUCCAUGACUCCUCAUUCACACACACCCCUAUACUGUUCACACUGACGGUCUCUAGUGACCCCUAUACUGUUCACACUGGCAGCCUCUAGUGACCUCUAUACCCUCUGAAGUACACACUCUCUAGUGACUCCUAUACCCUCUAAAGUACACACUCUCUAGUGACCCUAUAUAGGUGUGGAAGGCCUGAUAUGAUGGGAGCUAGCUAUUAUUAUAAUUACCAGUCAGUAACUGCAGCAACACAACGAUCCAGAUACUAUUUAGUAGGUUGGAGACCACUGACAUUGAUUAUGGUUAUAUGAUGAUGAUGAUGAUGAUGAUGAUGAUGAUGAUGAUGAUGACAGUUAAGAACGGCUCCCUUGUGAAAGAGACCUUGGUCUCAAUGGUCCCUGUUAAAAUAAAGGUCAAAUAAAUGAAGAAGAAGGACAUUUAUGUAGCGAUUAUGCUACGAUGUAGUUUGACAGCAGACACAGCAGAACACUAACAUCCUCUCUCCUUCACCAGUACACUAAGGAGUAAGGAGAGCUCUCCAGUGAUUGGUCACAAGGGGGUGCAGGUGGCAGGUCCGAUGGUGCCCCCUGGUGUUGGCCAGCAGAGCUGCAGCCAGUCGCCCCACUCCACAGAACACAGCCCACACACCUUGCGCAAAGGUCAGCGGUUCAACAUCACAGUCGGAUCAAUAUCUUUGGAUUAUUUUCGUUUUACCUAUACAGCAAAUGUAUGAUUAUUUAAUUUUUUUGAAGGAUCCAGAUUAAGUCUGUUCUUAGAUUAAGCCCUAAACACGUUCCAUGGAGAUUCUCCAUUCAGCAUGAUUUUUUUUGGCCAGGAGUAGGCUUAAUCUGGAUCCAGAAAACAGAUACUUAAUGUAAUAUACAUGUCUAAUCUAAUUUGUUUCUUAUCAAAAUGUUGAUAUUAAUUUGUUUUAUUGUAUAAAGCUGGGGUUGGAACCAAAAUUAUUUUCCAAUCGUUUUGUUCUGAACAGAACCAUUUUUUGUUCCGUUCCACUGUUCUGACCAGCAAAAUAAAGUUCUGAACUGCUUCGAACAAAAAAAAAGUAACGGUUUAUAUUGUUAAUUUCUGUUCCUUUUUACAUUUAGCUCAACAUUAAAUGACUUCACCAAUCAGUGCGGAUAGAGAAGCUUGCUGUAGAGCGAGUAAGUGAUUUAAUCUGUAUAGGAAAGUCGUUAAGAGCAAAUUGUAUUUUGCCGUAACAGCAUGUUUUAAUCAUAAUGAAAGACAAACACACACACUGUGCCAGUCACAGUGUAGGGCGCAAGAUGCAACUGAAAUGUUGAGGGUGAGGAGAGAGCGAGAGAUGAUGGAGGAAGCUUACUUUGAAGCGCUGGCCAUCUUGUUAUGACAUGCAUUAUCUGAAUUGGGCUCACAUAAUUAUGCAGACAGAGGAGAGGCUUCUAUGGAAGAACUUUGAAUGUCUUUGAACUUCAGAGUUGGUUUAACGUUGGAACAGAGCAAACUUUAGCUAUCUAGCUAACAAGCUUGUUUGUGCAGAGCAGCACUAGAAUAAAAAACACAUCUUACCUUUUUGCGGUUAAUAAAUCCAAUGUGAAACGUGAAAACUAUAGUAUCCUUAACUAGAAUUGAAAAAGUAAAUCCAUUCUUCUCUAAUUAAACAUCUCUCCUUAAUUUCUGAAUUACACUUGUAACAUGGUCAGUAGGCUACAGUAACCUAUGCUUCAGAGGGGGAGGGGCAGGUAGCCUACACACGCACACCCACUGGCAGAGAUUCCUAGCUGGCAGGCAGAAGCUGGAAUAAGUUUCUGAGUGACAGAGUGAGGUCUUUGCAUAGGCGCUUUGUUGCGAUUUUUGUGGGACUGGGAAAAAAUGCCCGGAAUGUAAAAAACUUUAUUAACCGGUUCCCAUGCUUUUAAAAUACCGGUUCUGUUCCGGAACAGUAUAGGUCACUUUUGUUUUCGGUUUGGGUUCUGUUCCUCUAAUAAUUUCGUUGUUUUCCGGUUUUCGGCUGUGUUCCCUGAACCAGUUCCAACCCCUGGUAUAAAGGUAGGCUUAGUUUUUAGAUGUGUUAAUUUACUUUAGAUAUUCAUGUUAAUGUUAACUCUCUUCUUCUCUGUCUCCAGGCUCUAAGAAGCUGGCCCCUGUCCCUCCAAAGGUUCCAGCUGGAUACGGCCAGUCGGGUGGUUCUGGUGGGAUUUCGGACCAGUCCACAGGUCAGCCGUCACCGGUCAGCCUGUCCCCCACCCCUCCCAGCACCCCCUCCCCCUAUGGACUGGCCGGUCCCCCACAGGCCCCUGGAGGACUAGGGGCCUCCUCCCCCGGUCAGACCCCUCUCUGUGGCUCCCUGGGGUCCCUGGGGUCCCUGUCCUCCCCCCCUUCUCUGACCGGCACGCUGGGCAAGUCUCGGCCCACCCCUAAGCCCCGCCAGAGGCCCAGCCUGCCCCCUCCUCAGCCGCCCACCGUCCCUCCGCCGGGGGCCAACCCUGUCGGCCCUGGGCCCCUGGAGCAGGGCAUCCUGGACAGACUGUCCCCCGGGGAGAGCAUGUCCACAGGUAAACAACAUGAUGAUCACGUAACCACGGCAACGACACCACCACCCCCGCCCCAACCAUCACAGGUGGGGUCAGGGACGAUGCAGCCGCGUCCCACUCUCAGACUGGCUGUGGCACUGUCCAAUGGAGACGGUGGACAGGUGUAG
Coregonus sp. 'balchen' is the source of this 23318-nucleotide messenger RNA. The record is from the annotation of a GenBank genome assembly. Lineage: Eukaryota; Metazoa; Chordata; Actinopteri; Salmoniformes; Salmonidae.